AUGCAAGUGCAAAAUUUUGAACAAUUAACCUUAUUUGCUUUAUUGUUAACUUUUUAUUUCAGAAUAGCUGUAACAGUUGCUUUUGGAAUUAUUAUAAUGAACACUUCAUUAAUUAAAAAGUUAGUUGGACCGUCUAACUUUUAUUUAAUGGUAUUUAAUGAACAGGCAUGUAGAAUUCAUUGGAUUCAAGCUCUACUUUUAAUCAAUAAUUUUUAUUAUACACUCGAUAUCGUAAGUAAACGCUUACAAUUAUUACAUAAGAAAAGGGUUAAAACAAACUAUAAAUCAGCAACGAAUAUACAGUGCAAUCCUGUUUCAUGGUACUUAUCAGCAGAUUUUCAAGUAUACAUUAUAAAUUUAUUUUUACUGUAUAUAAAAUUAAAAUAUAGGUAUAAGAAAGUAAUAUUUUAUAUGUCAGUAUUCCUACUUUCAUGUGUGCUGCAUGGAACAGUGCUAUAUAUGUAUGAAGUGGAUAUAAUAUUUAAACCCAACUUAAGAAAUCUGGAAUUAAGACAUUUUAAAAACUCAACAACAUAUUUAAUAUCAUACCAGUCAACUAUUUCUAUAUGGUCCAGCAGUUUUAUUGGAGUAAUUAUGGGUAAUUUGUAUUAUAACAAGAAACAUACUGUUUACAGUAAAACUUGGAAACUUAAUAUCUUGUGGAGUCUUUCAUGUUUUGGUUUAACUGGCAUUAGUUUACUUCUGUGUCAUACUGAAGUGACAGAUCGUUUGGUAGCAGCAGUUCUAGGAUCACUUGUGAAACCCAUGUAUACUCUGGGUGUAGGUCUUGGAAUAUGGGCAAUGUCACAUAAUUUUGGAGGUAUAAUGAAGAGAAUAUUGGUAAACAAAAAUAUUGUAUUACUCAGCAAUUUUACUUUCUGCGUAUAUUUAUUACAUACCGGAGUAAUUAACGUUUUACAUUAUUCUACUUAUGAGCCAAUAGUAUUUAAUGAAUUAGUAAUGGUAAGUUAA
This is a messenger RNA of Psylliodes chrysocephalus, 972 nucleotides long. The record is from the annotation of a GenBank genome assembly. Lineage: Eukaryota; Metazoa; Arthropoda; Insecta; Coleoptera; Chrysomelidae.